AUGGUGGUUGAAACAACUCUCUACCAGAACGGAGAAUCCAGGGUUGAGGAGCGGCCGAGAUGCUUCAAUCUAAAGUGCCAGCUAUGGCUAGAAGCUGAGGUAAGCAGGUACGUAGUCCCAGACCCCAGACACGGGACAGGUGCGCCGGACUCAACGAUCGCUGUGCUGUGCGUGCCUGCCACGCCUGCGAGGGACGUUCUGCUGUCCAACCUUGAGUUCCUCAGGAACCAAGGCGGCAAGGCCAACGGCGGCGGCCCUGGUCUCAUCGUCUCCCCAGCCGCGAGACGGGCCAUAAUGCUGCGGCGGGACAGGCACGACGGCACGUCGCAGCGCAAGUCGUAA
This is a messenger RNA of Colletotrichum tamarilloi, 342 nucleotides long. RefSeq lists its product as uncharacterized. The record is from RefSeq and is a predicted model, not a curated record. The transcript has 3 exons. NCBI's taxonomy places the organism in Eukaryota, Fungi, Ascomycota, Sordariomycetes, Glomerellales, Glomerellaceae. Bases 1 to 342 code for a protein of 113 amino acids.